Malaclemys terrapin pileata is the source of this 8631-nucleotide messenger RNA. RefSeq names its product GATA zinc finger domain containing 2B (gene GATAD2B). Gene Ontology annotation, molecular function: sequence-specific DNA binding; zinc ion binding. The transcript has 12 exons. The record is from RefSeq and is a predicted model, not a curated record. Gene Ontology annotation, biological process: negative regulation of transcription by RNA polymerase II. The coding region runs from base 197 to 1975 and encodes 592 amino acids. Lineage: Eukaryota; Metazoa; Chordata; Testudines; Emydidae. Gene Ontology annotation, cellular component: NuRD complex.
UUCUCACUCUGUCUUCUCUUCUUUCUGUCUCUCUUCCCCCUUCUUUUCUCUCUGUCUCUAAUUUCUUGACAACUAAAGGAGGCAGCAGGAUAUUGUACCUAUACAUUGUACUGCAAAGACCCCGAAUUUGUGUUGGAGAUGAGAAUUAAGUAUGCACAUUAAUGAAUAGAGCUGUCGUAAUGUUACCGUUUCUUCUAUGAUGGACAGAAUGACUGAAGAUGCACUGCGCCUGAACCUCUUAAAACGGAGCUUGGACCAAGCAGACGACCGGGAGGAUGUCCUGGCAAAGAGGUUGAAAAUGGAAGGGCACGAGGCCAUGGAGCGCCUGAAGAUGCUGGCACUGCUGAAGAGGAAGGAUCUUUCUGGCCUCGAGGUGCCCCACGAGCUCCCAGUGAAGCAGGAUGGUGUUAAAGUCUAUGAAGAGAAGCUGAAUGGGAGCCUGAGGCCCCAUGCUGAUGGCAGGACUGCAGGGCGGCCGGGCAAGGAGAACAUUAAUGAUGAGCCGGUGGACAUGAGCGCAAGGAGAAGUGACCAGGACAGGGGUCGGUUGACCCCCUCACCAGAUAUCAUUGUCCUUUCCGAUAAUGAGGCAUCAAGUCCACGUUCCAGCUCUCGCAUGGAAGAAAGACUUAAGGCAGCCAAUCUUGAAAUGUUUAAGGGUAAAGGCAUAGAGGAGCGCCAGCAGCUUAUCAAACAACUCCGGGAUGAGCUGCGACUGGAAGAGGCCAGGCUGGUGUUGCUGAAGAAACUGAGGCAAAGUCAACUGCAAAAGGAGAAUGUUGUACAGAAGACUCCAGUUGUGCAGAAUGCUGCAUCGAUUGUUCAGCCAUCUCCUGCCCAUGUGGGACAGCAGGGACUGUCCAAGCUUCCCUCCAGGCCUGGAGCCCAGGGGGUUGAGCCUCAGAAUUUAAGAACAUUACAGGGUCACAGUGUCAUUAGGUCUGCCACAAACACGACCCUUCCCCAUAUGCUUAUGUCACAGCGUGUGAUUGCUCCGAAUCCCGCCCAGUUACAAGGGCAGCGCGUUCCUCCUAAACCUGGCCUCAUCCGCACUACAACUCCAAGCAUGAAUCCAGCCAUCAACUACCAGCCGCAGUCAAGUUCUUCUGUUCCUUGCCAGCGUACGACCUCUUCAGCCAUCUACAUGAACCUUGCCUCUCACAUCCAGCCCGGGCCUGUGAAUAGGGUGUCGUCCCCACUCCCCAGCCCCAGUGCUCUGAAUGAUGCUGCUAAUUCCCAGGCAGCCGCCAAGCUUGCCCUGCGCAAGCAACUGGAAAAAACGCUGCUGGAGAUUCCACCCCCGAAACCGCCGGCACCCUUGCUUCACUUCCUGCCCAGCGCAGCCAACAGCGAGUUCAUCUACAUGGUGGGGCUGGAGGAGGUGGUACAGAGUGUUAUUGACAGUCAAGGCAAAGGCUGCGCUUCCCUCCUGCGCAUGGAGCCCUUUGUCUGUGCUCAGUGCCGCACUGACUUCACUCCGCACUGGAAGCAGGAGAAGAACGGGAAGAUCCUGUGUGAGCAGUGCAUGACCUCCAAUCAGAAGAAGGCACUGAAAGCAGAGCACACCAACCGGCUGAAGAAUGCCUUCGUGAAAGCACUGCAGCAGGAGCAGGAAAUUGAGCAGAGGCUACAGCAGCAGGCAGCCUUAUCUCCCACUGCAGCUCCUGCCGUGUCCAGUGUCAGCAAACAGGAGACCAUCAUGAGGCACCACACACUCCGACAGGCUCCACAGCCCCAGAGCACUCUGCAGCGUGGCAUCCCCACCUCUGCCCGCUCGAUGCUGUCCAACUUCGCCCAGGCGCCCCAGCUGUCUGUUGCGGGUGGUCUCCUUGGUAUGCCAGGUGUUAACAUUGCAUACCUGAAUGCUGGGAUCGGAGGCCACAAAGCAUCGAGCUUGGCAGACCGGCAGCGGGAAUACCUUUUAGAUAUGAUCCCACCCCGGUCUAUAUCGCAGUCCAUCAGCGGACAGAAAUAACGCCUAUUGACCCUUCCCCUCCCUCCCCACUUCUGUCGCAUGCAGUGCCUGUACUGGUGCCUACCAUACACGGGAAAAAGACAAAAAAACAUUUCAAAACUUCAGCGACCUGUCCUUUCCCAAACCUUAACUCUUCUCUUUGGUUUUCUAUAGCAGUGAGGUCAGUCCCCUUGCCCGAGGUCAGGACAAUUGUCUGCUUGAAAUCAGCACUAUACAUGUGUUAAUGCUCGUUUUAUGCUAUUUUUUUGUAAUGACAAAGCAUAGAAUUUUUAAUUGUGUUGUUUUAUUUUUUCCUCUGCUAAAUGGAUGGUUAAACUUUUUUCCUUUCCAGAGAUUUUUUUUUUUUAAGAGCAUCCACUCUACUCCAAGUGACCAUUUGUAAAGGGUGGUCCGUGCUGACUCGAGGGGAGGAGGGGGGAGAGGUGGCAGUGUGCUGGCGUUUGGACAGCUGUUCUAUGCACUUAGUAGGGCGAAUUAGGACUUGCGUUCUUUGAGUUGCUCACCAAAAGAGGUAAGGGACAGAGGUUCUGUGGAUGCGUCCAAUUGAAUCUCGCUGAGGGGUUGGUCCAUAGUAGCUUGGCCCACAUGCAUCUGUUAAUGGGGCAUGUCGUCGUUCCCUGGGGAAGUCAGCCCAGGGGGUGAAGGAGCUGUGUUUCCGUGCAGUGCACCCGCCACUUGCAGCACGUGUGGCUGGCUGCAGAUCUCUGUGCUUGACAGAGCAGUGCAAGGGAUGGCGGGGCUGACGAGUUGUGCCAGGGAAUCCCGUCAGUUGUGCUACCAGACCCCGUAAUGCAAUGCAGCGGCAAUGGAUGGGGCGUGUGCCCCAGGAGCGGGCCUGGGAUGCCGCCUGGUGUGUGUUUCCGUCUCCCAGUAAUUCUGAUGCUCCCUGUUUAGAAGUUGAAGUUCUCGAAGGGACUGUGAUGAACUACCAAAGGGCACAGGGGCCUCAUGCCUUUUUAAUCCCCCUGUCCCCAUACUGUUGUGCUCUCAGGAGCAGCUCCCUGCCAUUGACCCCAUGAAGCUGUAAGCGUCCCAGCUGCCGAGCAGGAAGCAUUGCAGGACGCGGUGGUGGGAGCUUGGAUUGGAUUGAGUUCGCAAACCCAAAGCAAGAGCAAGCUGAGAGUCGUCGUCUGCGCAUCGCUCUAUUUGCACUUACCCUCGCGCCGAGAGGGCCCGCACCUGAACCCGGAAGGAGCAGAACCAUCUCCCGGCAGCAGAGGGCGCCACAUCCUCGCCGGGACCCUGGAAAGAGGCCCAGCAGAACUGCAGUCUGGGGAGCGGGAGCCUGGUGCGGAGCCUUCCCACUUGCUGUUGAUUGAAUUAUGUUAAUGGGGGGAACCUCCUUGGCCAAACUGUUACAAAACCAAGCGAAUAUGCUUGAUUUGCUGCUCCUGAGGGGGACCCUGCCCUCCUUGGAAGGCGUUUCCUGAUGGAACAUUACUUGUGCAAUGAAGUGCUAAGUCGCCACUCGCAUGGAGUUUCAUUGUCGGGGUGCCCAGCAGUACCUGCUGUUUGGGAAGAGGCACCCGUCUUUCCAGCGUGCCCCCGUGCUGUGUCACCACCGUCUCUGCUUGCCAGCUGUGGCUGCAAUACCUGAACUGCCAGAGUCUGCACGGAGAGCUGCCGAGUGACUGAGGAAGCAGGUCUGAUGCCUUUCCUUUGAAAACCAGCCGGAUUGCUCCCAGAGAGGCACAGCACGCCUGCCCCUGUCUUUGGAGAGGAGGGUCUGUAUCAAUGCAAGAACUAGACCCCCCCUACUUCUCCUCUCCCUCACCCCAUCAUCUCAAAGUGGGGGGGGGGGGGGGGAGAGCUGUGCUGGUACAACAGGCCCUUCCCCUGUCUCCACUCCCUCGAUUCAGUGAGCACUUAAUAAUACCCGAGGGGCGUGGAUGUGUGGCCGGGGCCCUCCAGAGGUGAAAGGAUUUUUGGAAACUAGUGGAAUGCGCAGUGGCUUUUUUCUUUUUCUUUUGUUUUGUGGUUCACUGUUGUGUAGCUGGCGCGGCACUGGGACGUUGAUUCUCCGUAUCAACCUGCUGUGCUUAGAGGGAAGCACUUUGAUUAACUGUUUCUUCUCCUUUGAUAAACCCAAGAAAUGAUCAGCCCGUCUUUGUGCCCCCUCUCGACAUGGAGUUGGCUUUAUCCCGCUGUCCCCUGGCCCCAUCUCCCCCAGUGAGUGUUACCGAGAGGUACGAGGUGGCCCAAGCAGAUUAGUUGAGAUGAAAAUUAAAAAUGUGCAAUACUUAAUGAGUCCCUGCGGCUGGGGCCUGGUGCACUAGUUAAUUGUCGGAGAGCAAGUUAACAAUAAUGGUGCUAAGUGAAAUUUCUUGGGAAGGGGAUCAGGGUCCCCCACCCACCCCAGGUUGAUUAUUGCAGUGGUUGGUGAAAGAAAACUUCCCUGUCGCUUGCUUAUAGAUUUAUUUCCAUCCUGCAGCCCGGGCCUCGCAGAUCACCCUGUCUGACCCAGUGCAGUGAAGGCUGACCUGCGUCUGUGGCAGGCAGCAUGGUCCGAGCUUGGGUCCGGGAGCCAGGAACUCCCCAGUUCUACUCCCAGUUCUGUGGCCUUGGGUAAGUCACUCCACCUUUCUCUUUCCCCAGCUGUAGAUUGGAGGUAGUGCUUCCCUGCCUCACAGGGGUGUUGUGUGGGCUGCCGGGUGUCCGUCGAGUGCUGGAGGUGCCCAGCGGCUUUACUGGGCUAGGUGAGGCCUGCUCAGACCCUGCUGGCCCAUCUGUUGCUGGCUGUAGCCUUGAAUCGCUCCUUCCCUUUGGCUGAUGUCAUCAGAGAGCUGUUCUCAAGCCCCAGCCAGCGACGGGAGCCAGUCAUAUUACUUGGCCCGCAGCUGUUUUCCCCCCUCUCCAUGGUCCCACACUCCUGCUGAUUGGUUGCUGAAUCGUAAAAUCACUCAUGAGUCCCCCCUCUCCCCCGACUCUUGUCCUGGAAGUGUGUGUCCGCACAUCAAUGGGUUCUGUGGUGCUAAGGGGCUCUCUCCCUGUGUGCAGCCCCAGCUGUUCACAUGAAACAAAAAUUCUCAUCUCCAGCAGGCUUGGGGGGCUGAACCUCAUCUCUGGUUUUGUUCCUUGGUUCUGUAAAUGCUUCCUGCAACAAGCAGGUUCUUCCCACACUUGGUAGAGAGGCACCCCGAGUUAGAAAGCACAGAGCAAAUGCUCCCUCAGGGCCCUGGGCUGGGUUCAGUGCACAGCAAUCCAGCAGCAGUCAGCAGGUGUCACCUGGGAGCACCAAAAACGGCAACUGCUUCUUGUUUCAAUGCUGUUUCCAUCCCCCAGUCAUCAGAGCCCAUCCUUCACUCCUCCUGCUGCCCUGGGCACCUUACCCCUUCCACUGGGGAAUCUCCCUGGCUUCCCCAGUGAGUUUCUGGUGCCUAGACCCUUGUACUGCUGCUGGGGAUGGAGUGUCCAACUCUACAGACAGAAGUUUGGUUCAUUGCAGUAUUUGACACCCCACCCCUCCCACCUCACUCUGCCUACUGAUCUCUGUGUCUAAGGGGAAUUAAGAUGCUUGCUUUGUCUGUGAUCUGCACAGGUUUAAAUUUUUUUUUGUCUUGACCACAGCGCGCGACCACCCCCCAAUCCCUGGUAAAGUGCCCCUCCCCCUUUAUGGAUGUGAUGUACGGUAGAAAAUCGUCUCUUUUUUUAGAUACAGAAAUAGGGAUUUUUUUCCCCGCUUCGGUUAGCUUUUCUUUUACAGCUAGAUGUAGAGCUGCUUGUGAACGCUUAGUGGGGUUUUAUUUUUUGUUCCUCCAAAGGCAUAACCCAUCCCUCCCCCUUUCUUCUCUAACCCUCCCCCAUCUCCACUCACCCACCCCGACAAGAUCUUAAUUAGCUUAUGAUAUUGCUGCCGAAAUGUUAUAACAAGGACUCAUUCGUGUAUAUAAGCUAUUUCUUGACACAUUAAAAACAAUUGUACAUUGUGUAGAAAACAAAACAAAACAAAAAAAAAAACAGCCUCGCCAUGGAUAUUGUGAAAGUUGUUACGUCCUUUUGUAGUGUGACCUUUUGUGUAUGACCUGAAACGUGCAAAAGGGGUGGUUUCCGGCGGGUGGGUUAGGGAAGCGAAGUCAGACAGCUGCAGAGGGCAAAGAUCCCAGAGGCUGGCACUCUUGUCCGGGCGGGAACUGCUAGCCUGCAGAAAUGCACUGGUGGCAAUCGCCACCUCCCAAAUCUGUGCCUUUCACACACACAAAGAAGGACCCUACAAGUUACCAGCACCCCCUAGUGCAGUGGAGGCAGGAAGUUUCUUCCCCCAGCGUUAAGUUUACAGCUCGUGAUGUCUCUCUAACCAGCAGUGGUGGUGCAUUCCCGUGGGGAGCAUCCGGAUCUUGGGGAGUGGGACCAGGGUGGGGACAAGUAUUAUGAACUGUAAUUGUAUUUGCACUGUUUUUAUUAUUGCAUUGGCAUAUAUACAAUAUACAUCUAUAACAACCUGCAGUGUGCGGCUUCCUUCAUGUUCUGCCAGCCAGAGCCCAUGCAGAUGCUGAGCAGAGUCCCAGGAUGAAACGAUACAGAGCUGCUCAGACCGGCUGCUGGGAAUGGGGGGAAACAUCUCUUCCCAACAGCUAUGAUAAUCCAAAGAGCUCGAGACGCGUGGUCUCCAGUGCUCUGUGACUGGCUGCCCCAGGAUUCCUGUGGUCGUUAGCCCCUCCCGUGGAGGGGCAGCGUCAGCAGUUGUUGGUCCGACAUAAAGGUGCUGGCACUGGGUGCUGGUUUAACCCUUCCCAGGGUUCCGAAUGUCUUACCAAUGCCUGAGUGCACUCUCCCUGAGUGCGUCUGCCAGAGCAAACGGCAUCUGUAAGAUCCGGAGCCCUUUGGAGCCCCGGCUUCUCGUCACCUUCCCCCCCCUCCCCCCCCGUGGCACCCGAGUCUAAGCCAGCCAACACCUACACUCCCUGCAACUGACCCCACCUGACAACUCACGUUCACCCCAACUGGGUGCAUUUCUCUUGCCGCAGCCUGGCGGGUCCUGGCUCAGAAUUUGCUCGCCCACCCUUUGCCCUGCUGGAAAAACCCUCAAAUCCCACUGGGUGAGCAGCAUUGUGCUAGGGCUGCCCUAGCAUGGCCCACAGGCAGCCCAUUGUGUGGGGUCUCUGCUCCCCAGGGCUGGGUAAUGGCUUGUUCUCUCCAGUCCCCCUCACCCCUGCCUGCCAGUUCCUGGCUCCUCUGAAGCCUUCAAUGUCAGCACAUGCACCCACCUGCUUCCCCAUGAGCAUCCCGCUGUUGGCAGCUGGAGCAGAGGGCCCAGGGAUCACUGGCACCAGAACACCCAGGGACUGAUCCCCUUCCAGGGUGGGCUCCUGGUACCAGCAGCGAAGGCUGCCCCAGCAGUUUGUGCAUGACGGGAGGGGACCGAAAUGCAUUGGACUGGGUGGGGUGGGAAGCUACAGACCCCUCUCUUUUCUGGGGGCGGAGAAGGGGGUGUUAGUGUCUCACUUCCACGAACACCCUCAGCCCCUCCAGCUGUCAGUGUGGCCAAGAGGUUGCACUGACGGAGGUGACUGGCUGGCUAGAAACGGGCUAAGCAGCUCCAGGCAGACCCCAUUCCCUCGGGGUGCUGUGGUAGGGACGGUCUGGGCAUAGGGCUACACCAGGGUGCUUUAGAGAGGACAGAGGCAAUUCCAGUGCAUUUUGCAGACUUCUGUUUGCACUCUGUCACCACCAUGUGCAGCUCUGCUCUGGAAAGACUCCAGAUCAGCGACUCUUGCUAAACUCGUUCGGGAGCUGGGAGCCGGGUCGUCGCCCUUCUCCUCCAGCGUGUUCUCGCUGUGUCUGCGCCCAGUUUGCAUGGCUGAAACCAAGCAGGAGGUUGAGUUCUCCAGCCAGGCUGUGGCUAGCUCUGACGGAGCGAACCGAGGGGAAGGCGGUGAAGUGGGAGCGAGAGGCUCCCCGUUAGCAUAGCACUUCAGAGCAGAAACCGCUGCGCCUCUCAACAGAUUUUCACAGGGUUGGCCCAGGUGGUGUCCUGUCCCUUCCCGCCACCUCAAGUGUAGCCCAAAUCUUCACAGGUGAUUUUAGAGGCCCAACUGGAGCCUUUCAAAGGGGCCAGCUUUUCCGGCAGCCCUUCCUGAAAGUCUAGACCCCUUUAAGGCAGCUCCGACUGGGCACGCAAAAUCGCUACCCACUUCCGCAAACUUCGUUCUGUAGCUGCUUCCAGUCUAGCUGCUCAGGGCCUGGAGUCACCGCUUGAAUGCCCGACGUCCCUGGACGGGUGCUGCUGGAUCGAACUUCUCAGCAGAGGCCUCCUUCCCCCAAACAGUUUGUGCAAAGGCACUGGUGCCGUGCUCUGCCUGGUCCUGACUGCACAUCCUCACUGAGUGAUGCCCUCCGAGCUCGGAGGGGAGGGAGAAGUCUGGGUGGAUAGCAAGGGGUACCGCAUGGCAAAGCGAAGGGGUCCCAGCCUCACACCUGCAGCCUAGCUAACCGAGAGGUGGGGGGGAAACCAGGCCUUUUGCACAAUUUUAAGUUUUUUUUGCAUUGUGUUUUGAAAUCUGGUUUAAAAAAAAAGCUGUUUAAAUACUGCCAAGCAAUUAUGCAGUGACUGGUUAAAAAUAAGCUAAUUUUUGGAGAAAGGAUUAAAAAAAAAAACUUUGUAAUAUUUAUCACUUGCAAGCUAUGUUUAAUAAAGAAAGGAAUGAUUUAUAACUUUU